CUCCCAUAAAGUUAAAUGGUUUAAAGUAGCAUAAAAUGCAUUCAAGUCUGUAAAAAAUAUCACAAUAGCAAUGUAUAUACAAGCAACUCAUUUAUUUUUGGUACUAUGACGCGACAUUAUGUUAGUAUUACUAGCUAUUCUCAUGUAUUUAGUGUCACUUGUUAAUGGUCACAGCGAAGCUCUGAAGAAUGAAGAGGAAUGCAAAGUGGCAGAUUUGUGUAUACACGACAAAGUGCCGAUGUGUGGCAUCGACUCCUGCGGCGAAAUGCGGACAUUUAUUGACACCUGUGACAUGCAUGAAUUCAAUUGUGACAGCAAAAAAGAUUUCCGCAGCCGACCUAUUCACGAGUGUUGGGUGACUUGCAAAAGAGGCCGCUCUUUUAAGAAACCGGAGUUUAGAACUGAUUGCAACAUCAACUCCAAACCUAAUAAUAGACUAUAAUAUAGUAACUUUGUUUUCUUUCAUUGAGUGUUAUGAUCUUUAACUACUACCAAGUUAUUCAUUUAUAUCUAG
Molecule: messenger RNA, 514 nt
Organism: Hyposmocoma kahamanoa
Lineage: Eukaryota; Metazoa; Arthropoda; Insecta; Lepidoptera; Cosmopterigidae
Exons: 4
Coding region: 119-442 (107 amino acids)
Source: RefSeq, a predicted model, not a curated record